Messenger RNA from Penaeus vannamei (Pacific white shrimp), 348 nucleotides. The record is from RefSeq and is a predicted model, not a curated record. NCBI's taxonomy places the organism in Eukaryota, Metazoa, Arthropoda, Malacostraca, Decapoda, Penaeidae.
AUGCAGACAAGCCCUAUUCUGAACAUUGAGCAGUGGAGAAGUGGCAGCGUCGCCAACAAUGCCCUGGGAAUACAUUGGAUGCAUACGCGCUCUUUUGCUAAAGUAUACAUCUACACGUUCGCAGAAAAGCAUUCAAAGAUGUACAAAUACAAUCUGCUGAUCGAGGUGCUGGGCGUGCUGGCCAGCUACUCCAUAACCGUGAAGGAACUCAAAAGCCUCUUCGGUUCCAUGAAGGCCGAACGAGGACGCUGGCCGCGCCACUCCGCCAAGCUCCUGGGGGUCCUCCGACAGAUGCCCAACCGCUCUGGCCCUGACGUCUUCUUCUCGUUCCCUGGCAAGAAGGGCUCG